Messenger RNA from Neltuma alba, 786 nucleotides. RefSeq names its product bidirectional sugar transporter SWEET17-like. Gene Ontology annotation, cellular component: membrane. The transcript is spliced from 6 exons. Bases 61 to 759 code for a protein of 232 amino acids. Gene Ontology annotation, molecular function: sugar transmembrane transporter activity. Lineage: Eukaryota; Viridiplantae; Streptophyta; Magnoliopsida; Fabales; Fabaceae. Gene Ontology annotation, biological process: carbohydrate transport. The record is from RefSeq and is a predicted model, not a curated record.
CUUGCUUUUGUUAUUUAAAAAGAAGCCCUCUCUUCCUUCUCACUCUCUUUGUUCCCAAACAUGGCGCAACCGAGUUUCUUUGUUGGGGUUAUAGGAAAUAUCAUCUCAGUUCUCAUGUUUCUUUCUCCGGUGCCGACAUUCUGGAGAAUAAUAAAGCAUGGAUCUACGGAAGAGUUUGAAAGUCUGCCUUACAUCUGCACAUUGCUGAACUCGUCCUUGUGGACUUACUAUGGAGUGAUGAAGACCGGAGAAUACCUUGUGGCCACCGUCAACGGCUUCGGGGUUGUGGUGGAAACCGCCUACAUUAUUGUAUUUCUUAUAUAUGCUCCGACCAAGAUGAGAGCCAAAACUGGGAUUCUGUUUGGACUCUUAGAUGUGGGAUUCUUAGGAGUGGCCAUAGUAUUUACUCAGAUAGCGUUGCACGGAGAAGUUCGGAUUGAUGUCGUCGGAAUUAUGGGUGCUGCUUUAAAUAUUCUCAUGUACGGCUCUCCCCUAGCUGCCCUGAGAUUAGUGGUGACGACGAAAAGCGUGGAAUAUAUGCCAUUCUUACUUUCACUGUGCAUGUUUUUAAACGGUGGCGUUUGGUUGUUUUAUGCCAUCCUUGAAAGCGAUUGGAUCUUGGGGGUGCCAAACGGAAGCGGGUUCCUACUGGGAGCGGUGCAGUUGGGGGUUUAUGCAAUGUACAGAGGUCCUAAAUCUCCCACCAAAUUCAACCAACCCGAUGAGGAACAACACCAUCCUCUCAUCUCAUCUUCAUGAAUCUUCAAAUCACUGCCACUUCGUUUU